Echinops telfairi (small Madagascar hedgehog) is the source of this 1565-nucleotide messenger RNA. RefSeq names its product interleukin-1 receptor accessory protein-like 1. The record is from RefSeq and is a predicted model, not a curated record. The coding region runs from base 780 to 1565 and encodes 261 amino acids. NCBI's taxonomy places the organism in Eukaryota, Metazoa, Chordata, Mammalia, Afrosoricida, Tenrecidae. Gene Ontology annotation, biological process: negative regulation of exocytosis. The transcript has 7 exons.
AGACACCCUUCCGAACAGCAGGGGUUGUGUGCUUUCACAUAGCAGUACAGUACAAGGAAAACCCCGUGGAUCUGUUAUUGCGGGAUACUUGUGAAAUAUACAUAGAAUUCUUUCUCAUGGCUGCAUCCCGGAUCUGGACAUUUUACUUGGGAACCAGGAGGAUUUGAAAGGCUACAUGUAUUCAGAAGAUUUGCACGCGAGACUCCGAUUCUUGUCAUAGGGCUUACAGACUUCCUCAGUUAUUUGCCGUUUUCUUUCUUUUUUUUUUUAAUUAAAAAUUUCCCUCUUUUUUUUCUGCUCUCUUUCAGCCUCUCCAUUGAUAGCUGACUCUUCUUUUGCUCCUCGUCUUUUUGCUCCCCUUUCUGCUCUGCACCUGGAUUGUAUCUUUACCAAACAAUCGGGCACUUUGAGAACUAACUGGAGACAGUCUUGUAGGGAAGAUCUAUAUGGAAUUAUCGGCUUUGAUGGUGAACUUGGCAAUUGUGAAUGGGUACCUUGUUCACGAUAUUAAUUGCUAGGAAACAUAAGAAAAAGAACAUAGGAGUAAAACGUGGAUUUUUUUUCUCUGAAUUACGCAUUGUGAUGACCAGCAAUUACCUUACAGACUGAUAUCCAGAGGAGAAUCAUUUGGAAGACGGUUGUGGAUGCCUGGUGCAGAACAUCUUUCUGGUUGACUGCAGAGCCGACUCCUUCUCUCCUGGUGAUUGAUGUUCUAACACCAUCUUUACAGUGGCAGCCUUAGCAUUUCUAUGUAGGGAACGGCUUCGAAGACCUGGAAGAUGAAAGCUCCAAUUCCACACUUGAUUCUCUUAUAUGCCACUUUCACGCAGAGUUUGAAAGUUGUGACCAAAAGAGGCUCAGCUGAUGGCUGCACUGAUUGGUCCGUCGACAUCAAGAAAUAUCAAGUAUUGGUGGGAGAGCCAGUUCGAAUCAAAUGUGCGCUCUUUUACGGUUAUAUCAGAGCAAAUUACUCCCUUGCCCAAAGUGCUGGCCUCAGUCUGAUGUGGUACAAAAGCUCUGGUCCUGGAGAUUUUGAAGAGCCCAUAGCAUUUGAUGGAAGUCGAAUGAGCAAGGAAGAAGACUCCAUUUGGUUCCGGCCAACAUUGCUACAGGACAGUGGUCUCUAUGCCUGUGUCAUCAGAAACUCCACUUACUGUAUGAAAGUAUCCAUCUCGCUGACAGUCGGUGAAAAUGACACUGGACUCUGCUACAAUUCGAAGAUGAAAUACUUCGAAAAAGCUGAACUUAGCAAAAGCAAGGAAAUUUCAUGUCGUGACAUUGAGGAUUUUUUACUACCAACCAGAGAACCUGAAAUCCUUUGGUACAAGGAGUGUAGGACAAAAUCAUGGAGGCCAAGUAUUGUGUUCAAAAGAGAUACCCUGCUCAUAAGAGAGGUCAGAGAAGAUGACAUCGGAAAUUAUACCUGUGAGUUAAAAUACGGAGGCUUCGUUGUGAGAAGAACUACUGAAUUAACAGUGACAGCCCCUCUGACUGAUAAGCCACCCAAGCUUUUGUAUCCGCUGGAAAGUAAACUGACAAUCCAGGAGACCCAGCUGGGUGAGUAA